AUGAUAAGUUGCAGAUUGUUCGUAGUGCUAGCGUCACUACUCGUAGUGCCACUGUCGAAUGGAUUAUACUUUCACAUCGGCGAAACCGAACGCAAAUGUUUUAUCGAAGAAAUACCAGAUGAAACAACCGUAGUAGCUAAUUACAAGGUGGAACUGUACGAUCCACGGUCCGGCGGAUUUAUGCCAUCUUCUCCCGGAAUCGGAAUGCACGUCGAAAUAAAAGAUCCCGAUGAUAAGACGAUCCUGUCCCGUGUCUACAGCUCUGAAGGUCGCAUCUCUUUCACCUCUCACAUACCCGGAGAACACGUGCUGUGUAUGUAUUCUAACAGUACCGCGUGGUUCAGUGGAUCUCAGCUUCGGGUGCAUUUGGAUAUUCAGGUCGGAGAGCAUACGAUCGAUUAUGCCAAUGUUGCACAGAAGGAAAAACUAACCGAACUGCAGCUACGCAUCCGUCAACUAUUGGACCAGGUAGACCAGAUUACUAAGGAGCAGAACUAUCAGAGAUAUCGCGAGGAGCGCUUCCGACAAACGAGUGAUAGCACUAAUCAGCGUGUUUUGUGGUGGUCUCUUGCCCAAACGCUGGUGCUGCUGAUAAUGGGAUUCUGGCAGAUGAGGCACCUUAAGAGCUUCUUUGAAGCUAAAAAACUAGUAUAA
Messenger RNA from Anopheles marshallii, 654 nucleotides. RefSeq names its product transmembrane emp24 domain-containing protein eca (gene eca). Gene Ontology annotation, cellular component: endoplasmic reticulum; endoplasmic reticulum-Golgi intermediate compartment; Golgi apparatus. Gene Ontology annotation, biological process: Golgi organization; intracellular protein transport; endoplasmic reticulum to Golgi vesicle-mediated transport. The coding region runs from base 1 to 654 and encodes 217 amino acids. The transcript is spliced from 4 exons. NCBI's taxonomy places the organism in Eukaryota, Metazoa, Arthropoda, Insecta, Diptera, Culicidae. The record is from RefSeq and is a predicted model, not a curated record.